AUAGUCCUGUCAGCCUUUGUGUCGCCCUUUAGACAACAAAUAAAACCAGCUCUGGUUGACAGUAAACACUGUCUGCUUUGCUGUCAUUCAAACCUUCACAAAAACACACAAGCAACCGCUGUGAGAGGACAGAAACUCUACAGUUUUAAUCUGAAGUCUUCUUGAAUUACUGGUGGACUACUUCUUACAAGGUAGAAAGGCAUUAAAGACGUUCACAUCUGGAAUUACUGGCUCUACUUUUCCAGUUGAACUGAAGUUAUCUCACCAUUAGCUAGAGGCUGCUAACUUCACAAACACAGUGAAACAUCUCUUAGUGAAGACUCUUCUAUUUACCAGACUGAGAGGAUGUGGAGGAGACUGGCUCAGAUCCUGGGUCUGCUGCUCUGCAUACUGGGCUGGGGCUUUGUGGGCUGCACCCUGGCUAUGGACCACUGGAGAGUGGCCCAGCUGGGGGGUCAAGGGGGCUCUUCUGUGGUGGUGACAGCCUGGUACUGGUCCGACCUGUGGAAGGACUGCUAUGAAGACUCCACUGCUCUGGUGAACUGCGUAGACUUCGGGGUGCUGUGGUCAGUCAAAUCACACAUCCAGGCAGUCAGGGGGCUCCUGAUAUUCGGCCUGUGCGUCGGCUUGGUGGCCACAGUGCUCACUUUUUUUGGACUCGAGUGCACACACAUCGGUGGAGACCAGGGAAGUAACGACAGGAUGUUGAUAACGGCGUCUGCUCUCCAUCUGGUCGGCUGCGUGUCAGACGUGGCUGCUUACUGCUUAUACAUAAACAGAGUGGCUGCGGCUUUUUUACACAGCAAAGCAGAUCCAUCAAAACUGAGCUAUGAAAUUGGACCACCCCUGUACCUCGGCCUGGUGGGGGGUUUCCUCAUUGUACUUGGCUGUACAGUUCACUGUACAACUGCAUGCAGAGUUAACCAUCCAAAAAGCACACAUCCCGUGGUUCCCUUUAUCUGUGAAAAAGGAAAGAAAAAAGAAGCCUUACGAGGACAAAAAUACAUCUGUGAAUUGUCAAAAAGCUCAUAUGACUCCAGACACGUCUAUACCUACAAGAUGACUUCUGUUGUGAAUGUGUGACACUACAGAUUCAGUCAUCAAUCAAUUAAUUACUAUAUAUGUAUAUCUAUUAUUAUUAUUUAAUAACUUUAGUCUAAAAACACGUCAAUUUAAAGAUGAUAUUGGAUGUAAACAAUGUCAGAAUAUGCUUUAAACACUAGUGUUGCACUAUCAUAAGGUCUUGUGCAUAAAUGUUAACAUCAAUAUGAAUAAAUAUGAAUAUACAAAACAAA
This is a messenger RNA of Dicentrarchus labrax (European seabass), 1295 nucleotides long. Its product is annotated as claudin-10-like. NCBI's taxonomy places the organism in Eukaryota, Metazoa, Chordata, Actinopteri, Moronidae. Gene Ontology annotation, biological process: cell adhesion; bicellular tight junction assembly. The transcript is spliced from 6 exons. The coding region runs from base 346 to 1083 and encodes 245 amino acids. The record is from RefSeq and is a predicted model, not a curated record. Gene Ontology annotation, cellular component: plasma membrane; bicellular tight junction. Gene Ontology annotation, molecular function: structural molecule activity.